Messenger RNA from Danio rerio (zebrafish), 4286 nucleotides. NCBI's taxonomy places the organism in Eukaryota, Metazoa, Chordata, Actinopteri, Cypriniformes, Danionidae. The record is from RefSeq and is a predicted model, not a curated record.
CCCGGAAGCCUAGAGAAUGACGUCAAGCGGAGGCAGCGGAAACAGAGAAGUUUGAAUUGUGAAGGACUCAGACUGUCACCAUCAGUAAAAGGACAUCAUCAGGUUUCUCCUGGAGCAGAGUUCAGAAGACUGCUGUACGUGUGGACUGUGGAUCUGAGCUGAUCUGUGGUCAGAAUGCCUCUGCUGUUUCUGGAGCGUUUCCCCUGGCCUAGUUUGCAGACAUACACGGCCCUGUCAGCCCUCCUGCUGGCCGGGACCGUCCUGAGUGCCUAUAGCACCGUCAGAGACUCAGAGUUCAGCUCUGCCCUCAGUGAAGGGCCCCAGAAUGAGGAGCUGAAGCUGGAGAAUCUGGGAAAUGUGGCCACCGGCGUCCUGCUGCACCUCAUCACUGACAGCCUGUUUGUUUGGGUGAUGGUGAACACCGCCUGCUGCAUCCUGAUGUUGAUAGGAAAAGUGAUUCAGUGCAUUGUGUUCGGGCCGCUGAGAGUCAGUGAGAAACAGCAUCUGAAGGAUAAGUUCUGGAACUUCAUCUUCUACAAGUUCAUCUUCAUCUUCGGUGUGCUGAACGUGCAGCGGGUGGAGGAGGUGGUGCUGUGGUGUCUGUGGUUCUCCAUGCUCAUCUUCCUUCAUCUGAUGGUGCAGCUCUGCAAAGACCGCUUCGAAUAUCUCUCGUUUUCUCCCACGACGCCGAUGAGCAGUCAUGUGCGAGUCCUGGCUCUGCUGGUGUCUGUACUGUCGUGUUGUGGUGGUUUAGCCGUGCUCUGCGCUCUCGCCGGUCAUAUUCACGGCAUGCACACUGUCGCUUUCAUGGCAGCCGAGUGUUUGCUAGUGACGGUGCGCACAGGACACGUCAUCAUACGGUAUUCAAUUCACCUGUGGGAUCUGAACCAUGAGGGAACCUGGGAGAACAAGAGCUCAUAUAUUUACUACACAGACUUCAUCAUGGAGUUGGCAAUCCUCUCUCUGGACUUGAUGCAUCACAUACAUAUGCUGCUCUUUGGAAACAUCUGGUUGUCCAUGGCCAGCCUGGUGAUCUUCAUGCAGCUGCGGCAUCUCUUCCACGAGGUGCAGAGACGAAUCCGCAGACAUAAAAACUACCUGCGUGUCAUCGACAACAUGGAGUCCAGAUUUGCUGUGGCGACGCCGGAGGAGCUAGCCGCUAAUAACGAUGACUGCGCCAUCUGCUGGGACUCCAUGACCACAGCACGCAAACUACCCUGCGGACACCUUUUCCACAAUUCCUGUCUGCGCUCAUGGCUGGAGCAGGACACUUCCUGUCCCACCUGCCGAAUGUCACUGAACAUCCAUGAAGGCAGGCGGGAGCGGGAGGAGGGUCAGAGGGAGCCGCUGGAGGACAAUAUGGCUGCUGCUGGAGCAGCAGAUGCCCGGGCACACAUCAACCAGCACAACCACUUCUUCCACUUCGAUGGUUCUCGUAUCGCCAGCUGGCUGCCCAGUUUCUCAGUGGAGGUCAUGCACACCACCAACAUCCUGGGCAUCGCUCAGGCCAACAACUCUCAGCUCAACGGCAUGGCCCAUCAGAUCCAGGAGAUGUUCCCGCAGGUGCCGUAUCAUCUGAUCCUGCAGGACCUUCAGCUCACACGCUCUGUGGAGGUCACCACCGAUAACAUCCUGGAGGGCCGGAUUCAGGUGCCGUUCCCCACACAGUCCACAGAUCGCACACCCAUACAGAUGAACGCGGCUUCUGAAGAUGGAGCCGGAGCCAGCAGCGGUUCAGAGGUCGCGGCUCCAGAGGCUGAAGACUUUGAGGUGCGCGGGAGCCGCUUUUCCAAAUCGGCAGAUGAGAGACAGAGGAUGCUAAUGCAGAGGAAAGAGGAGCUGCUCCUAAGAGCUCGCAGACGUUAUCUGCACAAAAAACCUGAAGAUGGAGAUGCAUAUUCUGUUCUUGGCGCUGACAAUGAUGACUCUGUGCCCUCCAUUGAGGAUGAAGACUCUGAUUCAGUGACCCUGCGGCGCAGACGACUGGCAGCCGCCGCUGAGAGACGCAUACUGAGGCAGGAGCCUUCCCCAUUCUGAGCCCAGCGAAGACACGCAUGAAUCGACGGUGAUGCCGAAUUUUGGAUUGAUGCAACUAUCUAUGUACCCAUCCAACAUUACUAUUACCACAUGCUGUCAUUGGCACACCAGUGAAUUACAGUUCAAUUUCAGCAAGCGUCAUGCUAAACGAACAGCACUUGCAUUAUUGGUUCAUGCAUCUGCUAUAAAUCGUGUACGUAAAUAAGAGCAUGGAUAGCAGCUCAUACACAAAAAUGGGAGGUGUUUUUAUUUUGUCUAUUUUUUGAAUGCUGCAUUUCUUAAACGUCUUUGAUUGAAUUUUAACAAAGUGGCGUUGCAUACUAACAGUUGGACUCUGAGUCUGGAGCUUAAGCAGCAAGCAGCAUGCUGGGGUUUUAAUUUUACGUUUUUUCUUCAACCUUCUGUGGUUUAGCAGUGUUUGAAACAACCUCUAAGUCGAUUUUCUUGGCUUGCGUUGAGUCUUAUAUGCUUACAACGCCCUCUUGGCACUUUAGAGCUGCAGAAGACAAUGGCGUAGAUUCUAGAGCAGUGUUUCUCAACCACGUUCCUGGAGGACCACCAGCACUGCAUGCUUUCCGUGUCUUCUUAACCAAACACACCUCAUUCAGAUCAUCAGCUCAUUAGCAGAGCCUGAAAGAGCUGGAAUAGGUGUGACAAACAUAGGAGACAUCCAAAACGUGCAGUGCUGGUGCUCCUCCAGGAUUUUGGUCGAGAAACACUACUCUAGGGCAGUGUUUCUCAACCACGUUCCUGUGGAGCCACCAGCCUUGCACAUUUUCUAUGUCUCCUUAACCAUACACACCUGAUUCAGAUCAUAAGCUCAUUAGUAGCUCAUUAGUAAACAUGCUGUUCUGGUGCUCCUCUAGAAAUGUGGUUGAGAAACACUGUCCCAGGGCAGUGUUUCUCAACCAUGUUCCUGGUGAACCACCAGCACUGCAUGCUCUCUUCUUAACCAAACACACCUGAUUCGCAUCAUCAGAACAUUUCCAGAGACUGAAAGACGUGUGAUGGUUGUGACAGACAAAGGAGACAUCCAAAACAUGCAGUGCUGGUUGUCCUCCAGGAAGGUGGUUGAGAAACACUGCUCUAGAGUGUGUCAUCACAUUUUUGUGAUGACGAACGAAUUCUUUCAUGCAUUGGUUUAGUCACAUGGUCUUGUUUCUCUCGCCGUAGUGUCGUCUUUCGAAACAGACGCGCUUUAUACUGAAUUCAUCUCGCAUUCUGAGUUUGCUUUGGUGUUUAUGUGUGAGAGUAAUAAAUGAGGGGUGCCCCAAGGCUUUGUUUUAGGUCCGGUUAGAUUUUAGUAUGACACUGUGAUUUCCGUUUUGUGCAGUACUGGAGAUUCUGAAAUAAGCAUGUGUACUUUAAUUAGGGGAGAUGCUAUAUUUAGCUUGUUUUCACAUUAAAUCUACCCUGACUAAAGUGCAUUCGUUUGGGUUUCUCAAACAAGACGCAAACAAUUAUGGUGUAUUUUGUUGAUGCCGUUACAUUUGAACACCUUUUUUUAUGUACUAAUGCCUAUAAAUGCUUGUGUUUUUACUGGCCGAUUGGCAUUGAUGAUGGAUGUUCAUGGGAUCAUUUGAUAUGGACAAUUGAGAGCAAGCUUUUUGCAAUGUUUGCCUUCUGUUUAUUAACCGUAAACCCAAACUCUCUCCUCAUUAAAUUCACUAUUUACUGGCCGUAAAGCCUAUUCGUCAACCUCAAGAAAAGAAAAAAGUACGUCUUCAGAAUCAUCUCUGAUGUUUUACACUGUGAAUCUUCUACUCUGUCAUGAUUUUAUUGGACUUUACUUGUCACGUGGACGUCCUUUUCUAUGCAUGAAGUCACUGUUUGUGUUCAUGUCUGUUUAUUGAUCAAGUUCCCCCAAAGACUUUCCUGCUGAUUUACUUUACUGAAGCUGGUGAUCGUGACGCCCGCAGGUUGCUGUAUGAAUGUUUCGGUUGCACAGAUGCACCUUUCAACAGUAUUUCUUAAACUUAACGUGUUAAUGAUGUCCACUGGGUUGAUUCAGAUAAUAAUAAUAAUAAUAAUAAUAAUAAAUGUUUUGGUUGCUCUUCAGGCCGUUUCGUGGAAGCCAGAAGGAAUUGGAUUGCUUUAUGGACACACUUCAUUCGUUUGUGCCUCAAAUCUACAAUUGAUCAUUAAUAGUUUGAUUUGUGUAAAUACUUUUGUAAUUAAGACUGUACAAAUAUGUGAAAUGAUCCUGUACAAAAUUAAACUCACAGCUGCUUUAGGAGCUUUUACCCACA